AUGUUUGGCACCAUUGACUGCAAUGUGGGCGACGGAGGAGUGGCGGCCAACUGUCCGCAAACAGGGCCCGCAUCCUAUGCCUCGGGAAUGGGCGAUGAGUCGCAAAGUAAUUUCAUCGCAACUCUAUUGACCGAUUUUGUGACGACCGACGGCACCGGUUAUACCGAUUACAGCGACCACCGCUACCCGAGUGGGUACGGCUAUGGGGGACACACGACCUACGAGGCCUCGUCCGAAGCCUCCUCUCCGCCGCCAACACCCGACAUAAUCUCCACGUUUGCCGGCUAUACGCCGGCCGACUCGCCAUCCAUUUGCUCAGCCGUUCACACGCCGCCCACCUAUCAGGACUUGUGCUCACCGAUGACCGCCAGUAGCUAUCAUCCACUCCAGUCGCCCACCUCUUCCUGUUCGUCAAUGGGCGGCGGCGGUGGCGGCGGUUCACUGGCCUCGCCUCCCAUCACUUAUCACGAGUGCCGCAAACAACUAAUUAAAGACAGCCUCCGACUCACCAUAAAGUCGCGGCGGGAGGCACAGGGCCUCGACCUCAUGGACAGCAGUCAAGACAUGUCUUCAAAUGGCAAUAACACAGAGAGUGACAGCAAUUCGCCGGACGUUCCGCUCACUCGAGCGGACACUGAGCGUCGGCGGCGCCGAAGGGAACGCAAUAAAGUGGCCGCCACUAAGUGAGUCGGAAUCGCUUACAGUGAACAACUCGGAGAUGAGGAAAGAAAUUGAAGAACUCCGGCGGGAAUGUCAAGAAUUGAUGACAUUAUUGACAACUCAUGAGACAAUUUGCAAACAUAACAGGAAUCUAAUUAAUAGCGAUAAUAAUAACAAUAAUAAUUAUAAUCAUCAUAAAUAUUACACCGAUUCUUACGACGAGAAUAAUAAUAAUCAUAAUCA
Molecule: messenger RNA, 903 nt
Organism: Medioppia subpectinata
Lineage: Eukaryota; Metazoa; Arthropoda; Arachnida; Sarcoptiformes; Oppiidae
Source: the annotation of a GenBank genome assembly